This is a messenger RNA of Seriola dumerili (greater amberjack), 2265 nucleotides long. RefSeq names its product HHIP like 2 (gene hhipl2). The record is from RefSeq and is a predicted model, not a curated record. Lineage: Eukaryota; Metazoa; Chordata; Actinopteri; Carangiformes; Carangidae. The transcript is spliced from 10 exons. Bases 1 to 2265 code for a protein of 754 amino acids.
AUGUUACUCGUCCCGGUCCAGCCAGCAUCAGCUCAUCCUCAGUGCCUGGACUUCGAGCCACCUUUCAAACCUCCUUGGCACCUGGAGUUUUGCACGCAGUACGAGCAGUUCGGCUGCUGUGACCAGAAAAUGGAUAACAUGAUCGCGGAGAGAUACUGGGACAUUGUUGAACAGUUGGAAGUGGCGGGUCUUGAGCUCUGUUCAGAUAUGUUGAAGGAAAUCAUGUGCCAGGAGUGCUCUCCUUAUGCCGCCCACCUUUAUGAUGCUGAGGACCCAUACACACCUGUCAGAGAGCUACCUGGGCUUUGCUUUGGCUACUGUUCCGAGUUUCAUGGCAAAUGUCGCCAUGUGGUGAGAUAUUUAACUGAGAACCAGCUGCUGCAGGACACCGCCGAGCGAGACGUGUCCACGUUCUGCAGUGUGGCCGACCUGUCGGACCAGGACUACUGCUACCCCAAUGUUUUGAAGAGCCCUGACCUCAACACCAACCUGGGGCAGGUGGUGGAAGACCCCAGAGGCUGUCUCCAGCUGUGCCUAACCGAGGUGGCCAACAAUCUGAGGAACCCUGUCCUGAUGUUGCACAGCGGUGAUGACACACACCGGAUGUUCAUCGCUGAACAGGUGGGAUUCGUGUGGGUUUACCUGCGUGACGGCAGCCGGCUGGAGCAGCCUUUCCUGGACAUGAGCGGGGAGGUGUUGACCACACCUUGGCUGGGGGAUGAGAGGGGUUUCCUGGGCAUGGCGUUCCACCCCAAGUACCGGGACAAUGGACGCUUCUUCAUCUACUACUCUAUCCAGGUCAACAGCAAGCUGGAGAAAGUCAGAAUCAGUGAGAUGAAGGUGUCUGACUACGACAUGAACAUGGCUGAUCCUUACUCAGAGAGGGUCAUUUUAGAGAUUGAUGAGCCAGCUGCAAACCACAAUGGAGGCCAGCUGCUGUUUGGUCUUGAUGGAUAUUUGUACAUUUUCACUGGAGAUGGUGGAAAAGCCGGGGAUCCGUUUGGGAAGUAUGGCAACGCGCAAAACAAGAGUGCUCUGUUGGGCAAAGUGCUCCGCAUUGAUGUGGACGGAAGUGACUCCAGUGGAAGGCAGUACAGGAUCCCUCUUGGUAACCCAUUCCUCGGUGACCCGGAUGCCCGGCCAGAGGUGUAUGCAUAUGGGGUCAGAAACAUGUGGCGAUGCUCUGUGGACCGCGGAGACCCCGUCAGCCGCUACGGCAGAGGAAGGAUAUUCUGUGGAGAUGUCGGUCAAAACCGCUACGAGGAGAUUGACAUUAUUGUGAAGGGAGGAAACUACGGCUGGAGGGCCAAAGAGGGUUUCGAGUGCUACGAUAUCAAACUGUGCCACAACUCCUCGAAUGACAUCCUGCCUAUAUUCGCAUAUAAUCAUCAUGUUGGGAAGUCUGUGACUGGGGGAUAUGUGUACAGAGGAUGUGAAUCACCCAAUCUGAAUGGCCUAUACAUUUUUGGAGACUUCAUGAGUGGUCGAAUAAUGGCGUUAGAGGAAGAUAAGACGACAGGAAGCUGGAAAGAAAGGAGCGUGUGUAUGGGUGAUACGAAAACGUGCUCUUUUCCCGGACUCAUCAAUCGUCACCACAAGUUCAUCAUCUCGUUCGCUGAAGAUGAAGCAGGGGAACUAUAUUUUCUGGCCACAGCUCACCCCAGUGCCAUGUCUCCUUACGGAACCGUUUUCAAAUUUAUGGAUCCCUCCAGGAGAGCUCCUCCGGGGAAAUGUAAGCAGAAGCCACUGCCUGUCAAAGUGAAGGGGAAAAAGUUUCCAUUUGUGCCCAAGGAACUGACUGUGCUGGACACGAAUGAAAAACCUACAAGACCACCACCAAGAAAAUUCAAACUCACCACCAAACCGCCGGUGACGAGCAGCCAGGUCAAAGCUACGACGGCUGCAGCCAGUCUAGAGGGGAAGCGCGGGAUGCUUCGGCCUAUAGCGUGCCAAGGUCGAUCCAGAGGAUCUCCUGGGAGGAGCGGAGGCUCUGCUGUUGGACGGAGGACACAUGGGGCAGGAGGAGACCGGCCCUCCUCAAUCCAGAUCUCCAACGUCACCCUUGACGUCUCUAUUGCUGGAUUCUCUCUGCAAUCCAGGAAGUAUGAGACAAGAGGAGCCACCUCGCUGGCAUUCAGGACGGCCACCAGGUGCAGCUGUACACAGAAGACUGGUAGACUGACAAAGGGCAGGGUCGCCUUCCGGCUCUCCAACACUAACCGUUUCAUCCCAGCGUUCAGUGAUAUGUGUCUCAGAGACUUGUGA